AUGCUGUCUCUGUUGGCUGGUGCCCUGUUCACCACUCAGACCCUCGCUGUCAACAAUGGCCUCGCUAGGACUCCUCAGAUGGGUUGGAACAACUGGAACUCUCUAGGCUGCAAUGUCUCCCAAUCUCUACUCCUUGAUACUUCAAAAGUACUAUUGGACAGUGGUCUGAAGGAUGUGGGAUAUCAGUACGUGGUGCUUGACGACUGCUGGUCGGACGGUCGAGACCAUGAUGGUUACCUUCGCUCUGAUAGCAGGAAAUUCCCAGAUGGCAUGAAAUGGAUCGCCAAGCAGCUGCAUGAUAUGGGCUUCCUAUAUGGCAUGUAUUCGAGCGCAGGUGAGAUGACUUGUGCAAGAUAUGCAGGUUCUCUAGACCAUGAGGAGAAGGAUGCUGAGAUAUGGGCUUCUUGGGACGUUGACUACCUCAAGUACGACAAUUGCUACCAUAUGGGUCGCUUUGGAUAUCCCGAAGUAUCCUUCAACCGUUAUAACAAGAUGGCCAAGGCUUUGAACAGCACUGGCCGACCCAUCCUCUACAGUCUUUGCAAUUGGGGCGAGGACUACGUCCACACUUGGGGUAUGUCUAUCUCAAAUUCCUGGAGAAUGUCUGGUGACAUUUACGACCACUUCAACCGACCGGACACACUGUGUGCUUGUGACGAUCCGAGAGACCCUUACUGCAUCGCCCCUGGAUCACACUGCUCUGUCAUGAACAUCUUGAAUAAAGUUGCAGUCUAUGCUGAUCGAGGCCAACCUGGGGGUUGGAAUGACCUUGAUAUGUUAGAGGUAGGGCUAGGUGGGAUGACGGAUGACGAGUACAAGGCACACUUCUCCAUGUGGGCUGCUGUGAAGUCCCCAUUGCUCAUCGGAGCCGACCUUCGCAAGCUGAAUCCCAAAGCAUUGACGAUUUUGAACAAUCCUGCCGUUAUUGCCGUGAACCAAGAUCCGAUCGGUCGAUCCGCAUUUCGAAUAUUCCGCGAUGAGAAUGUCAAGAAAGAUAGAUACGGACAGGGAGAGAUUCAGAUUUGGAGUGGUUCUCUCUGGCCUCACGACCAGCUGGUCAUAUUCCUCAACGCUGCGGAUGAGGAUUUGGAAAUGAAAACCAGUCUCAAUGACAUCUUUGUGCAUGAAGGUACAGAAGGCUCGGCCCCGCAGACCAAACUGGAGUUCGACAUCUAUGACUUGUGGGCAGACCGGAUGGACGACUUCACCGCCGAACAGAUUCUGGAUGGAAAACAUCAAUACAAGAAGAAUUGGUACAACUCCACUGAAACCCCCUACAAGAUUGGCCUCCAACAGGGAGAUGCAAGACUGUUAGGAAAGCGCGUAGGCAGUAUCGGGCCUCAGCAUGAUGCUCUGAGGGCCAAGGUGCCUCGACAUGGAGUCCGCAUGUUCAGAUUGCGCAACUUGAACGAGUCUGCGACCAGGUACUCCGUGAUCAAGGACGAGCUAUGA
Molecule: messenger RNA, 1452 nt
Organism: Exophiala aquamarina CBS 119918
Lineage: Eukaryota; Fungi; Ascomycota; Eurotiomycetes; Chaetothyriales; Herpotrichiellaceae
Product: alpha-galactosidase
Exons: 2
Coding region: 1-1452 (483 amino acids)
Biological process (GO): carbohydrate metabolic process
Molecular function (GO): alpha-galactosidase activity
Source: RefSeq, a predicted model, not a curated record